Messenger RNA from Phialemonium atrogriseum, 1727 nucleotides. Its product is annotated as CobW/HypB/UreG, nucleotide-binding domain-containing protein. Gene Ontology annotation, cellular component: cytoplasm. NCBI's taxonomy places the organism in Eukaryota, Fungi, Ascomycota, Sordariomycetes, Cephalothecales, Cephalothecaceae. Bases 319 to 1416 code for a protein of 365 amino acids. The transcript has a single exon. The record is from RefSeq and is a predicted model, not a curated record.
AGCGGCCACUCCCUAUCCUGGGGGCCCGACUGUAGCCCGGUCAUGGAGAAGGGUUUGGCCGCUCAACAAACGUGUUUGAACGGGUGAUCGAUGUGACCAUGUGCUUCCCAUGAAUCGUUGCAUCGAUCUUAUCUUAUCUUAUCGAUCUUAUCGUCCCAGCAUGACGUGCAGCAGGUGGGGGCAACGGAAGGAGGGGUUCUUCUGUGGUGUGAAAAUUGGAAACUCGAAUUUUCUGUAGAGAAAGGCACAAUCAACCUAAUUGGCCAACGCACCAAACCCAACCGACGCUACCCCCACCCACCUACCUCUCUUUCCACGAUGGCGCCAAUCCCGAUCACGAUAGUCACGGGGUUCCUAGGGUCGGGCAAGACGACGCUGAUCCUCGGGCUAAUCCCGCAGCUGCGGGCGGCGGACCCGUCGUACCGGCUCGCGCUGCUCAAGAACGAGUUCGGUGACCUGGCGGUGGACUCGCAGCUGGCGGGCUCGGAGGCCAUCUCGGGGGUGCAGGAGAUGCUCGGCGGGUGCAUCUGCUGCAACCUGGUCGGGCAGCUGGGCGAGGCGCUGGCCGAGCUGGCGACCACGGUCCGGCCCGACCGCAUCGUCGUCGAGACCUCGGGGUCCGCCUUCCCGGCCACGCUGGCCCUCGAGGUCAACAGGCUGGCCCGCGAGACUCCCGGGAGGUACGUCCUCGACGGCGUCGUCCACGUCAUAGACGUUGAGAACUGGAAGGGCUACGAGGACACGAGCUAUACGGCCCGCAUGCAGGCCCGGUACACAGACCUGAUUGUGCUUAACAAGUGGGAGGCCUGCGACGAGCGCAGGCUCGACGAGUGCCUGGACCGCGUCGGUGACCUGGAGCUCGAGACGCCGUGCGUGCAGAGCGACAAGGGCCGGUUGCCGGUGGAGCUCGUGUUCGGCGUUGGUGGGGAGCUGACGCGGGCUUUCGGGGACGACAGCCAUGCAGGCACAGAAGGCCAUGGCCACGACCACAGCCACGACCACCAGUCUGAGGUUGAGGUUCUUUCGAUGGUGCUCCAGGGCCCCGAAGGUGCGGCUGUCAAUGCCGACAAGCUUCAGGCGUUCCUCAGGAGCGCACCCAAAGACGAGGUCUACCGGAUCAAGGCGGUGCUGACAGCCUCCUACACCCUACGGAGCUCGGAAGAGGACGAGUCAUACCCCACGCCCCCCCAUCCGCACGGCAGGUACAUCCUCAAUUGGGCAUUCGGGCGGUGGACCUCCACCCCCGUGUCGGGUGGCCUGGAAGAGCACGAUUCGAGCCGCGAAUCGACGCUCAGGAUGACCAUGAUACUUGCUCGCUACGAGAGCACAAAGUGGAAGAAGAAGUUAGAAAACGGCGGCCUAUUAGAACUAGACGGCGAUGACAAGGGGUCCCUCGUUGUCACUAGAAUUUCAUAGAGCCUACUUACACAACAUGUAUAGACGGCGCAUGGGUGUUUGAUGCAGAAACGCAUUUUGUUUAUAACCAGCCUGUUGAUUCAUCAUGGGCCUAUAUAUCUACACCAUCACAUCAUUCAUGCGGGUCUAACUAAGACCCCCACCCCGAUACCGUGACCCCCCAGAAUAAGAGCCACAGCCCGGGCUCUAAAUCCACCUCUCAUAGGGUUGCGAAGGAGAAUCCGCCUCAUACAGCGACACAAUGUCGAGUUCCCACUCCCCGCUGCCCCGCGGCCCUUCCCCGGAAUCCCCCGGCUUUCGGGACGGCAUCC